CAGCUAAUAAUGGAACCACCAUGGCACCAUCUAGCAAUGCAUCCACUUCAGCAUCAGCUAAAAAUGGAACCACCAUGGCACCAGCUAGCAAUGCAUCCACCACAGCAUCAGCUAAUAAUGGAACCACCAUGGCAACAGCUAGCAAUGCAUCCACCACAGCAUCAGCUAAUAAUGGAACUACCAUGGCACCAUCUAGCAAUGCAUCCACCUCAGCAUCAGCUAGUAAUGGAACCACCAUGGCAACAGCUAGCAAUGCAUCCACCUCAGCAUCAGCUAAUAAUGGAACCACCAUGGCCCCAGCUAGCAAUGGAACUACAGCAUCACCAGUCAAUGUCCCUGCACUUGAGACAGACUUUACCCGGCAAGAAUGUGGUUCCUCAAAGCUCUGUGCAGAUGAACCCACAGAUUGUGAUCCCGCUACAGGAGACAAUUGCUUUUUCCUUUCUGCUAGGCAAGAAAAUGGCCAAACAUUCAACUUUGAGCUCUCAGGACAGUCAAGUGGAUACAUUGCUGCUGGCGUCUCAACGGCUGCAAGUCAGGCUGGUCGUCACAGAGCCUACAUCUGUGCAAACAACAACGGUGCAGUCCGUUUCUUUACUGGCUUUCUCGAUAAUUUGGAGCUAAAUACUACAGAGACGUUGGACUCAAGCAAUCAGCGGGGCAGAGUCAACAAUGGCAAAAUCCAGUGUAGAUUUACAGCUGUACUACCAGACACAAGUACCCGAGCAAGCGCCCAAUACUCUCUGUCGAUUACAACUGGACCUUACAAUGCUAGUUCUGGGCAGCUGGGAACACCGAGCUUCAGAGUACUGACACCUCUCACAAACAUCUCAGACCCUACAGCCAAUAUCACCAACUUGCUGGCCAACAACGGCACCACUUCCUCUGCUUAUGUGGUCACACCAUCACACUCAUUCUUGCCAGCUCUGCUGGUCACCGUGUGCAUGCUGGCUUUCACAGCAGUAUGAGGCAACUGACUCCCACCAUGUUGAAUAAAGGCAUAACUUCCCCAUAAA
Fundulus heteroclitus (mummichog) is the source of this 1016-nucleotide messenger RNA. Its product is annotated as putative ferric-chelate reductase 1. The transcript has 6 exons. Bases 21 to 968 code for a protein of 315 amino acids. Gene Ontology annotation, biological process: regulation of glutamate receptor signaling pathway. NCBI's taxonomy places the organism in Eukaryota, Metazoa, Chordata, Actinopteri, Cyprinodontiformes, Fundulidae. The record is from RefSeq and is a predicted model, not a curated record.